AUGCCCUGAUUGUCUGCAUGGACUUGCUUCAGAAACAAACCAUGGGAAAGAAGUAUGACAAGUUACACAUUGCAGUGUUCACUGAUCUGAACAGUCCUUUCAGUUCCGACCAGUUUGAUGUCAUCUUAAGUAGCAUGAAAAGGUUUGGAAUCACACUGCAGUUCUUCUUGCCUUUUCAGCUGAACACCACCAGUACAGGAGAUGGAGGAGAUGCUGUAGAAAGACAUUGGAAAACUUCACCAAGAAAAGAGCUGACUGCACAACAGAAAGAGGGAAUACGAAUGGUCAGGAAAGUGAUGCUGUCCUUGGAUGAAGUGGGUGGUUUGGAUGAAGUCUUCACUUUCAGAGAAAGCGUGGAACAGUUAUCCAUAUUUAAGAAAAUCGAAAGGAGACCUAUGGCAUGGCCAUGUCAACUCACCAUUGGCUCCGGAAUAACCAUCAACAUCGUGGGCUACAAAGCAAUGACUGAAGAGAAAGUAAAGAAAAGCUGGACGUCUGUUGAUGCUAAGACUCUGCGAAAGGAGGAUGUGAGGAGGGAGACCGUUUACUGCUUAAAUGAUGACGAUGAGACUGAAGUUUCAAAGGAGGACACCAUUCAAGGUUUUCGCUAUGGUAGUGACAUUAUCCCGUUUUCACAAGUAGAUCAAGAGCAGAUGAAGUAUAAAACAGAUGGGAAAUGCUUCAAUGUUCUUGGAUUUACCAAAUCUGCACAGGUUUUGCAGCAUUAUUAUGUUGGACGGCAGGUGCUGCAGGUGUUUGCUGCAAAGGAUGAUGAGAUAUUCAUUAAUGACCUAAGUAUUGACGUGCGAUGGACAGUGUCAAAGUUUGCAGAUGACAUAAAACUUUGA
Rhincodon typus (whale shark) is the source of this 848-nucleotide messenger RNA. Its product is annotated as X-ray repair cross-complementing protein 5-like. Gene Ontology annotation, molecular function: double-stranded DNA binding; telomeric repeat DNA binding. Gene Ontology annotation, biological process: cellular response to gamma radiation; telomere maintenance; double-strand break repair via nonhomologous end joining. The coding region runs from base 18 to 848 and encodes 276 amino acids. Gene Ontology annotation, cellular component: Ku70:Ku80 complex. The record is from RefSeq and is a predicted model, not a curated record. The transcript has 8 exons. NCBI's taxonomy places the organism in Eukaryota, Metazoa, Chordata, Chondrichthyes, Orectolobiformes, Rhincodontidae.